AUGCGGCCAACCGGCGCGCAGAUCGGGGACUCUUUAUAUAUAAAGAGAUCUUACGAAACCGCUGGCACAUUCGGAGUUCGGACUAUAGCUUGUCCAGGGAGUCACCUGUUUCUUCUCUCACCGGUCAACAAGAUGCAGUUCGUUUUGGUAAUUUGUUUAGCUUCGCUCGUGGGAAUACUUGGUGCAACUCCUGCAAUUGAAAGCCAGCCAAAACCUCAAGUCCUGAGCUAUGAAAUGAACACAGCCAACAUGCCUAAUUCAUAUAAUUACCAUUAUAACAAUAGUGACGGUUCAUCGAGAACAGAACAAGGGGAAUUCGUAGAUUCUACAGGUACAGGGGAUGCUUCGCUUAAUGUAGCUGGGGCGGUACGUUGGUACGACGACAAGGGACACCUCUACGAAAUGACCUAUAAAGCGGGAAGAAGAGGCUAUAGAACAAUUAUAAAGAAAUUGUCAUAG
Danaus chrysippus (African queen) is the source of this 459-nucleotide messenger RNA. The record is from the annotation of a GenBank genome assembly. NCBI's taxonomy places the organism in Eukaryota, Metazoa, Arthropoda, Insecta, Lepidoptera, Nymphalidae.